Molecule: messenger RNA, 2202 nt
Organism: Colletotrichum chrysophilum
Lineage: Eukaryota; Fungi; Ascomycota; Sordariomycetes; Glomerellales; Glomerellaceae
Exons: 8
Coding region: 1-2202 (733 amino acids)
Biological process (GO): isoprenoid biosynthetic process
Molecular function (GO): prenyltransferase activity
Source: RefSeq, a predicted model, not a curated record
AUGCCUACCUUCGCGCAACCACUUCCAGACGACAUCGUCGCCUCGUCGGGGCUGCGGUCAAAGUUCCGGCCUCAUGUGCACGGCAACUACCAAAUCUGCGUAGAGCCGUCAAAGGGGAUGGAGACCUUCUACAACGACGCCAUGUCAACGCAGCUUGAGUCCAAGACAUUGGCAGAUAUCCCAGGGCUCGGGCUGGUCCACCCAAUGGCGCUGGCUAUGGCGAACUGUCUUCCGGAGCGGCUGCCGGCCAUCACACGAUUUGCGGACUUUACUAUUCUGAAUGAUGAUUAUUAUGAUAUUGCGAAGAGAGACGAGAUUGAGAAAGUCAACAGUGAUAUCCAAGAUGCGCUGCAAGGCGCCUCAACGCCUGGCAGCAAGACCCAGAGCUCGGGCAGUUCUGAUAAAGACUUCAAGCCAAAACAGAUGCAGGCUGCUCUUGUCCUUGAGCUCAUCAUGCUGGAUCAGCAACUUGCUAUGGACAUCAUGUCGUCCUACAGCCAGGGCCUUGACGUGGCCACCUUUGCUCCGGACAACCUCAGGACCUUGGAUGAGUACUUGCCCGUGCGGAAGGUCAACUCGGGUCUUGACGUCACCGCUGAAAUGGUCUGCUUUGACAUGGGCCUCCGCAUCUCCCCCUCCGACAAAGCCAAGCUCCGCCCGGUAGUCGACCUCGCCAACUUCGCCAUCACCGUCGUCAACGACCUCUACAGCUGGCCCAAGGAAAUCAAAUGCCACCUCGAGACCCCGGGCUCCGAACUCCCCUUCAACGCCGUGGCGGUCCUCAUGCGGUUCGGCGGGUACUCCGAGCCCGAGGCCUUCCGCAUCCUGUACGCCAAGCAGGCCGAGCUCGAGGCCGAGCACCUCCGCCAGCUCGACGCGCUCCGCGCGCAGGAGGGCGGCCGGCUGCCCGAGAACCAGGAGCUCUACGUCGAGAACGCGCAGCGCGCGGUCUGCGGCUCGGAGCUGUGGAGCGUGUAUACCAGGCGGUACCCGUCCAAGGCGGACCUGCGGCAGCCCGAGGUUGAGUUUGUGGACGGGGCGUUUAGGUAUGUGGCUGACGGCGAGGGCGCCGGUGAGGAGAAGGUUGUGUCUGAGAGUGUGGACUCGUUGCCGACUACUGAGGUUGAGGACGAGUUCUCCUCGUCGGAUGCGUCUCCGGGCUCUGUUGACCAGGCUAUUUCGACACCGCCAUCGACGACGUUCUGCAGCUGUGAAGAUGAGGAGGAGCAUAUCGCCGACGUUAAGGAAGUAUGCGAAGACGAGGCAGACGGUGUCCGGGACAUGUCGGAUAUCUCCCAGAAGUCCAAGAAGAAGAUCGACACCCUGCUUCCGGAAGGACCUGGACUCACCACCUACGCGUCCCGACUGGAGGCUGCUCCCGACCACGCCGUCAUCGCUCCAAUCAAGUACCUCGCCACGCUACCUUCCAAAGGCGUCCGGGACACCUUCAUCGACGCGCUCAACUGUUUGGACGACAUCGAGGACGACUCUACCCUGCGGCGAGGCAGCCCCGCGGCGCACAUGAUCUUCGGAACAGCGCAGUGCAUCAACGCGGCGAACCACAUCUUCGUCAUGGUGCUCGCCGAGCUGCAGAAGCUGCGCAGCCCAUUGAAGACGGCUAUCCUCAUCGAGGAGUUGGAAAGUCUUUUCGUCGGACAGGCAGAUGACCUGCACUGGAAAUACCACGUCGACUGCCCCUCGACGGAGGACUACAUGGAGAUGAUUGACAACAAAACCGGCGGCCUCUUCCGUCUCUGCGUCAGACUCCUCCAAGCAGAGUCAACAAGGACCGACGUCCUCGACCUCGACCCGCGCCCCUUCGUCCGCCAACUAAGCCUCUUCUUCCAAAUCCGCGACGACUACCAGAACCUCGUCUCCGACGCCUACGCCAAGCAGAAGGGGUUCGCCGAGGACCUCGACGAGGGCAAGAUCUCGCUGCCCAUCAUCCUCACGCUGCAGCGCGCGCGCACGCGCCCCGAGAUCAUGGGUGUGCUCAAGCACAAGCAGCCCGGCCCGAUGGCGAUGGAGAUGAAGCAGUACAUCGUGAGGGAGAUGGAGAAGUGCGGCGCGCUCGAGUCCACGAGGGAGCUGCUGCAGGGGAUGCAAGAGGACUUGAUCGCGGAGCUGAGGAGGUUGGAGGGCGACUUUGGGGCGAAGAACGCCACGUUGGAGUUGGUGUUGAGAAGAUUGUGGAUUUCUUAG